AUGUCGAUUCCCAGCCACAACGAACUUCUACAUUUCCUCUCCCUCCCCGCUGAGAUCCGGUUCAUGAUCUACCGGGAGGUCUCGCCAGUUAUUGUCCAGUCUGACUCCAAAGAUGUCCAAGAUGUCGACUGGUACAACGAUAUGGAUUUCGACUCCGACGAUGAAGAGGAGUCCACCCUCAUCGACAAGCAGUUUGAGCAUAUCAACCAGCACUUUGAGGCGGUGGUCAGUCUUCAGAACCUCUUCAACACUUGCGCCCAGAUCCGCGACGAACUCAUCUCGGAGCUUGCGCUCACCCAGCUCCACCUGCGCAAUGACUACCCGCCUUUUCACGCAUACUUUGGGGGCCGCGUUUCCCACUACACUUUCUUCAAAAAGCUUUGGUCAUCUGCGCUGUUCACCAAACAUGUCCGGCACGUCAGCCUGCACUGGGGCAACUGUUUCCGCGCGCAAGGCCGUCAGUUUCAUCACGCGCUCGAUUGUAAUAAGAUCCUCGACUGGCUGGGCGCGUGCGAACAGCUGAAGACGCUGGAGCUCGUGAUUCCUGACCUGCAGUACAGCGCGACCGAGGAUCUUACCAAGAAAUGGGUUAGAGGUAUGGGCAUGGUGCCGCGCACCGAGGACGAGCGAUGGCAGGAGAUGUGGCACGACCCCGAUCUUUUCUGUGAGGCGUGCCGGAGGAGGCUCCCAGACGUCCUGGGCAAAUUGGAGAAGGUAGUCGGUCGGCCUUGGCUUCCCGACGACGGCCCGGAUAUUGCAGUUCGGCGGUACAGCAUUGUCGCUCGAGGGGAUGGAGAAUGGGCGACGAAGAAGUGGUUCCAGAGGGUGGGGGAUACGGCCGGGUUGGAGGAGGAGGAGGAGGAGGGGGACCUAGAAGGGGAUAAGACGACUGAUGUCGUUGUCAAGAAACACGCAUCGAAGUACAAGUUCAAGCACAACUUUGGUGCUGCCGACGUUGUCUGGCCUCUCUUGGACAGCGUUUGA
Messenger RNA from Sordaria macrospora k-hell, 984 nucleotides. RefSeq lists its product as uncharacterized. The record is from RefSeq and is a predicted model, not a curated record. Lineage: Eukaryota; Fungi; Ascomycota; Sordariomycetes; Sordariales; Sordariaceae.